This is a messenger RNA of Cottoperca gobio, 4070 nucleotides long. It is a transcript of the gene ppp3cca, whose product is annotated as protein phosphatase 3, catalytic subunit, gamma isozyme, a. Gene Ontology annotation, biological process: calcineurin-mediated signaling. Gene Ontology annotation, molecular function: calmodulin-dependent protein phosphatase activity. NCBI's taxonomy places the organism in Eukaryota, Metazoa, Chordata, Actinopteri, Perciformes, Bovichtidae. The transcript has 14 exons. The coding region runs from base 640 to 2175 and encodes 511 amino acids. The record is from RefSeq and is a predicted model, not a curated record.
UCCAGCUCCUCACUCACUGUCAGAUUACAGCUCAACCCGAGGGGGAGGAUCCGCUGCGAGGACGGUCUGCAUCGGGAGGACUCGGGUGUUUCUGCAUACUAACGAACCGCGACUUCACGUGAGGCGGCCGUUUCUUUUCCCCACAUAAGAAGAUGAAACAGCAGUUUUCCGUUGCUGUCCGUUGACUUCACAGUACGUUAAGAUGUUAGCCGGCUAACUAGCUGGAACAGAGUAACUAAAUCGGAUUAUCUGAUAACGGAAGCCUCCCUCUAGGUAACACCCAGGUAUUAUUAGCUGUACUUGACAACUAUUACACAGCAAACAGUCGUCUCUUGUUGUUGUUGUUUUUUUUAUGUUAAAUACAUUUAUCAUUUUUUUGUCAAAAGUACUACUUUGUGCUGUAAUUAUUCGCUAGCAUGCAAGCUAGCUCGCUUAUUAGCCAGUAAAAAGCCCAACAAGAGCCGCAGCUGUGUCGCGAGCUAAUCUCCGCUGUUAGUUGGAAACGUUGCGUUCGUGCCUCCGACAACAACACGCAGUCCGGGCGGAGCGGACGGGGAUGUGCUAGCUUGUCUCCGGGCCAGCUGGCGAGAGAGCUGUACGAGAUUUCAUCCCCGAAAUUAGCCUUCAAACGAAGCAAAGAUGUCAGGAAAGGAUAAAGACAAAGACAAACCGGAGAAACAGUCCACCACGGAGCGGCUGGUGAAAGCUGUGCCGUACCCUCCACAACAUAAGCUGACUGUGAAGGAGCUUUUUGAAGAUGGAAAGCCCAACGCUGAGCUGCUCCGCAACCACCUUGUUAAAGAGGGCAGGGUGGAAGAGGACGUCGCUCUAAGGAUCAUCAACGAUGGGGCCAACAUCCUCCGCCAAGAGAAGUGCAUGCUGGAAGUGGACGCGCCUAUAACAGUGUGUGGUGAUGUCCACGGACAAUUCUUUGACCUUAUGAAGCUGUUUGAAGUCGGGGGAUCUCCCAGUAACACGCGGUAUCUCUUCCUCGGUGACUACGUAGAUCGAGGAUACUUCAGUAUUGAGUGCGUUCUCUACCUCUGGUCGCUCAAGAUCAACCACCCCAACACACUCUUCCUCCUGCGUGGGAACCACGAGUGCCGACACCUCACAGAGUACUUCACCUUCAAACAGGAAUGUAAAAUUAAAUACUCUGAACGGGUGUAUGACGCCUGUAUGGAGGCCUUUGACUGCCUGCCCCUCGCUGCCCUGCUCAACCAGCAGUUCCUGUGUGUACAUGGCGGACUCUCACCAGAAAUCAACUGUCUAGACGACAUCAGGAAAUUAGACCGAUUUAAAGAGCCUCCAGCAUUUGGGCCCAUGUGUGACCUGAUUUGGGCCGACCCUGGUGAGGACUAUGGAAGUGAAAAGACAACUGAACACUUCAACCAUAACUCCGUCAGAGGCUGCUCUUACUUUUUCAGUUACUCGGCCGUCUGUGACUUUUUGGUGAAUAAUAACUUGCUGUCAGUAAUAAGAGCCCAUGAAGCACAGGAUGCAGGGUAUCGGAUGUACAGAAAAAGCCAGACUACAGGCUUCCCUUCAUUAAUCACAAUCUUUUCAGCUCCAAAUUACCUCGACGUCUACAACAACAAAGCUGCUGUAUUAAAAUAUGAGAACAACGUGAUGAAUAUCCGACAGUUCAACUGCUCCCCCCACCCUUACUGGUUGCCCAACUUUAUGGAUGUCUUCACAUGGUCUUUGCCUUUCGUUGGAGAGAAAGUGACGGAGAUGCUGGUGAAUGUUCUGAACAUCUGCUCUGACGAUGAGCUCAUGUCUGAGGGAGAUGAUCUAUAUGAAGGUGGAACCUCAGCGAUGCGUAAGGAGGUCAUCCGGAACAAGAUCCGCGCUGUGGGGAAGAUGGCCCGAGUCUUCUCCGUGCUCAGGGAGGAGAGCGAGAAUGUGUUGACGCUCAAAGGCCUCACCCCAACUGGAACUCUUCCUGUGGGAGUGUUGUCGGGGGGAAAGCAGACCUUACAGACCGCUACGAUUGAAGCAGCUAAAGCAAAAGCGAUCCAAGGCUUCUCCCCCACCAGGAAGAUCCGUAACUUCGAGGAGGCGCGCGGCCUGGACCGGAUAAACGAGAGGAUGCCGCCACGCAAAGACGACCAGCAGCCAGAAGGCACCGCCGUCAACACCAACACCCCCAACAAGAACGGCACCGAUGAAUAAACCCCCCCCCCCCCCGACUCAUAGCCCCCCUCUCUCCGUCUGCCCCCCCCACUCCGUCUCCUCCACCGUCCGUGUUCUGCUCCGCCCUCGGGCGGGGGCAGGAAGUGCCCUGGAGGAACACUGCUGACGACACGAUGUGUUCCGGACGGAGAUUAUUUAUUACAGAUUAAAGAUUUUAGAUUUAUUGUUUCAUGGCAACAAAUCAUUGAAGACUUUCUGCAGGUGUUGAGAUGUAAACGUUUAAAACAAAUAUUAUUUUAUGGAUUUGAUAGAUUUUAGUCUCUUUGCAUUUAACAACAGCGUGAGAAGCUCCUCGAGGCGCCGCAUGCCGCGUGUGAAAGAUGAAGUUAAUUACACCAGAACAACGAGUACUAACUAAUCAUUUUAUACUUGAAGACAAAGUCUUAUUUUUAAAUGUUCCACGACACUUUGAAUCCCUGAAGAUGCUGAACGGAUUCAGUAUUAUGUUCACGUUGUGGAUGAAGGUUCACGAGUCCUUCAGUAAAGUGGAGGUUAAGGCUUUGUGAGAGUCGCGGUUCUGGUCGUGAUGUUCUCUUGAUGGCAUCUAAGAUGUUGUCGCUGCGCUGAAGCAAGAAGAACAAAGGGAUUCACAGGACGGCAGGUCUUAUUCUGUCACUGCAACCAGACCUGCCGGUACUCCUGCAGAGGAACCUCUCCUCCUCCUCCUCCUCCUCCUCCUCCUCCAGCCCUGAAGAGAGCAGGUGGAGCAGCGUGCAUGAAGAUUACAUCAAACCCACUGACGAGAAGGACACGGUUUUCUCUUCAGUGGACAAAGGAGGACGUGCGCAGAGCAGCAGCUGUCCUCAGACUGAUGUCCAUCACUGCGGAGGAAACGUCGUAUUUAAUAGUUUGAUUUGUGUUUUAUUGUCAAAUACUUAAAAACCAUAAAAACAGAGUGUGCUUUUGUGUCUGAAGCUCAGUGUCUCCACCUGCUGUUGAUUAUACGCACUGCAGAUGGUUUUAGUUUUAACUAAGGGAAACAUUGGACUCAGCUCUCUGAGGACGCUGCACCGACAACAUGGACCGAGUGUAUAAAAGUCCUGUAAUCAUCUCAACCACGGCUGACUCCUGCAUACACUACAUCACUUUUACAACUCGUGCUCCUACAAGAAGGGAACAUGAACCCUCGCUGAGCUUGCAGGCGUGUACAUGCUUUUGUGCUGUGAAGUGUUCAGCCUCCACGCCGCCGCACAGGCGCCCCCGACCCUUUAAGACGUGCUUUUUAAGACGUGUACGACCAACUCACCCGGUGCUUCGACACACCUGACUGUAAUUCUGUUGUCUUUCUUCUUCACUAAAGAAAAGCUGGGAAAUAACCUUUAACAUUUGCUAUUCUCUUGUGAAUUUACCCUUUUUUAUUUUAGUAAACGAGGUGUUUGUGCUCAUUUACCAUGCCACCUUGGCCACACAUGUCAAGAUCUGUGUGUGUGUGUGUGUGUGUGUGUGUGUGUGUGUGUGUGUGUGUGUGUGCAUGUGUGUGUGCGUGUGUGUGUAUGGAUUGUGAGUCAAGCCAGGAGACUUUCAAUCGCACAUGAUUUAAAGAUUCAAUGUCAUGUAAUAUUUAUCUUGAUAUUCUUAAAGUUUGGCGUUGUGUAGACUUGUGGGGAGGUUCCUAAAGUAUUCUGGUUUACAUUCAUAACUGUGAUGUUGGUUAGUUUGAAAGGCUUUACUGGGUGAGCCACACAGUAUACUGACCUCCUGCUGGUCCGAUACUUAACGCAGAAUGUAAAAGAUAUCGUUCUUUGAAAAAUCUUAUAGCUGUAAAAAGGGUGAAAAUGUACCGUAUUUGUCAUGAAGGCCAUGAAAUCUUUUACGUAGAUGUAUCACUUGAAAGAAAAGAAUAAAGUUCAAACACAGUGUUUUAUUUCACUCGU